GAAGCCUCGGUGUCUACUUGCCCUGAGAUAAUUGCUGCCAGUAUGCUGUUCCCAAACGAACACAUCUCAUAUUUCUUACCGAGUGUUCGUCCGUAUCAGAACUCCAUUUGAAAUCGCGCGUUAUUGUUAAUGAAAAUAAUCGGACGGUGGAUAUGAUUUCAAGUUAUUGCCUUUGGUGAUUUUAUUUAUUUGACUCUAGCAUUGACUUUCGAGUAGUUGACAAUGUGCGGUAUAGUGAGGUAGAGGCGACAGUGGGAUUUUAUGAAAUUUGGAUUUAAUAGUUGUGUGAGAUGUUCAUGUUUUUCGCGUUUCUCCUUCUAUUAUCAGUUGCUAAAGGAGAUACAGAAGACUUAGAAACAAUCAAGACAAGGUAUGUUUGUCCUGAAGGUUUCCAUUUAGUCGGAAGGAAAUGUUACCACUUUAGUACGAACGAAGUUUCAUGGCAUGAUUCCCAUUUCUACUGCAUAACGCUAAAUAGUUCCUUAACUGUGGUGGAUUCGUAUCGAGAACUGCAUUUGUUAAGGGUUUAUUUAAAUAAAACCAUCACAGAUUUAGGCAAAUAUGAACGUUGGAUAGACGGAAUAUAUGAUUACAAGCAACUGAGAUGGAAAUGGGGCUCUUCUGGGCAACCUAUUACGUAUAACAAGUUUGCAAGGCUCCAAAUAGGAGACAAAUUUCACUGGCACUGUAUAGUACUCAACCCAUCAAAACAGAAUAAAUGGAGCGCUAGAAAAUGUACAGAUAAGAGACGUUAUGUUUGCCAAACAGAGACUAACACGUUCAUCGAGUUCAAAUUAUUUAGUAAGAAACCAAAAAAGAAGUUUAACAUAGCCAAAUGCUCGAAUCUACAGUGGCUACCCAAGUACGAAAGGAGGAAGUGUUUGAAAUUGUUAGAUCCAGCGUAUAACAACGAACCUGGAUAUAUUGUUAAAAAACCAAAACCAACUAAGGCCACAACACUAGACCCUGAUGGCUUCGUAUGUCCUCCUCACAUGAUUGGUUUAGGCAACAAGUGUUACAGCUUUAGCAAAAAAACAGCAGUUUUCUUGGAUGCUUAUUUCGAUUGCAAGAAAAACAAAAGUAAACUGGCCAUAAUUAGAAACAGAGACCAGGAUUAUAGUUUGAGAAUAUUGUUGAAUGGUUUCAUAGAAAAACACGACAGAUGGAUUGGAGGAGUGUACGAUUGGAAGUCCAACCAAUGGAGAUGGGCAAUGACAGGAAAACCUCUUAAAUACAAAGGAUUUGGCAAAGAUGUAUUCAAAAUUCGUAGCAACGACAGUUUAGCUUGGAACGCAAUUUAUAUGGAUCCUUCUUUAGGGAACAGUUGGAACGCAGACAAAGAAACGAAGAAAAAACAUUACGUCUGCCAAGUCAAGGCCAAGGCUGUGAAAAAGCUUGUAACUAAUCUAAAAUCUCCCCAAGCGACGAUAACUAUAGUUACCCAAUAAGGAUAAAACCAAAGUGAUGUUGUGACUGUUGUUAUUUAAUAUGGAAGGUAAAAUUGCUGGAGAAAGAAGCUACUCUAACGCUGAAUAGUUCGGCAGUGGUUGAUUGUUAAAAUCUCAGCAAAUUAGGAUAUUGGUACAAAAUUAAUCACAGCGUUCCUCCUCUUCUGCUUAGGACCAAUAAAGUAUUUUGUAAUAUUUUUGUAUUUAUUGUUAGUUCAGAUAGUUUUGCUUAGAUCGUUCUUAUGAAUUUUUAUACUCACACAGCACGUGUAUCUCUUUGAUGAAUUUUAUCCAAUUUGUUACGCUUGUUUAACCACUUAGUGUUCUUUAGAAAUGACUGUUAAAUAUAUUUAUUGUAAUUAUUUAUUAUUUGUAAAUUUAUACCUUAAUUUUGCAUAAGAACCACUACUACUAUUAUAUUGAAUACUCAAUCUUCCAAUGACAGUAUGCGAAAAAACGAAAGGAAUCAGAAACAGUAGGAUGUACAAUCACAAAAAGUAAUCUUUUUAUAGUUAUGGAUAAUAAUAAAUUUUUUAAAUAAUUUCUGCACAGUUGAAGAAAUAUUCAUAAAGAAUAAAAUAUUAACGUUGAUAAACAUUGAAUUAUAAUAAUAGUGACGUAAGAUAAAUUACAUUACAACCAUGUAAAUUUUAUAUGUAACUUAAUAUAUUUAAUAUUACAGAUAUCUUUGCUAUUUUUUUAAUAUAAACCUAUAAAGAAGUUCUUUAAUUAAAUAUAAAAAACUGCGAGGUAUAUUCACAAAGUAAGAGUUCACAAUUUUUUAAAAUACGAAACGGCAGUAAGUAUAUUUAUGAAAAAUUUUUAUAUUCAGAAAGUUGCAUCUAUCUUUCGACAUAGUCGCCUUCAACCUUUUUCCACCUAUAAACACCUUCAAAGAAGAGAAAAAAUGAAAAUCAGAAGGUGCUAGGUCAGGGCUGUGAGGCGUUGGCUGUGUGGGGACGAACAUUGUCAUGCAACAAGCACACUUCCUUCGUUAAAAUUCGCCUUCUUUUGUUCUGUAUCACCCUCCGUAGCAUUUUAAGACUUUCACAGUACCGUGCACCAUCAAUUGUUUCCCCCUGCAGCAAAAAAGUCAAUGAGGAGAAUCCCUUUACAAUCCCAAAACACAACUGACAUAAUUUUAGGACCGAAACAACGGUUUUGAAUUUUUUCGCUGAUGGUGAAGACAGAUGUCGCCAAUGCAUUGAUUGUCUUUUCGUCGCCAGUCGCAAUACGAUCAAGGAAUUAUUCACCUGGCGGGAUUCGGAAUAGCGGCACUCAUUUCAACACGCCACUACAACAACAGUUCUCAACUGACUGAAACAAAUGAGGGCGCGUACUGAUCCCAACACCUUGGCCUUGAAUGCAGUGUUGUCAACUUUGUCAAAAACAGAAACCACAAAGCAUUUGAGUCUCAGUAAUCUUACUUUGUGAGUGUGCCUCGUAUAUACAUAGAUAUUAUAAUAUAUACGCAAAUCUAUAAAUAAGUUCGAAAUAAAACACUGUUACUUA
Messenger RNA from Anoplophora glabripennis (Asian longhorned beetle), 2960 nucleotides. RefSeq lists its product as uncharacterized. The record is from RefSeq and is a predicted model, not a curated record. The transcript has 7 exons. Lineage: Eukaryota; Metazoa; Arthropoda; Insecta; Coleoptera; Cerambycidae. The coding region runs from base 291 to 1448 and encodes 385 amino acids.